Molecule: messenger RNA, 949 nt
Organism: Cadophora gregata
Lineage: Eukaryota; Fungi; Ascomycota; Leotiomycetes; Helotiales; Ploettnerulaceae
Exons: 2
Coding region: 152-949 (265 amino acids)
Source: RefSeq, a predicted model, not a curated record
AAAUAGUGGAUGGCAGUCCAUGGUGCAUUAAAGUUCAAGUUGAAAGUUGUGGAAGAAAGUGAACAUCCGAAACUCACAUCUCGAGAAGUGCUGUGAUUCAUUUUCCAUUUUACAUCUUCGCAAGCUUUCCAACUUACCACUCUCAACAAUCAUGUCAAAACCUUCAAUCCUCCUCAUUCCCGGCUCCUUCGCCCUCCCUGAAUUCUACGACCCAGUCAUGAACGCCGUCUCCGCCAAAGGCUAUUCAAUUCGUAGUCUACAUAUGCCAACUGUAGGAUUGACAGCUGGUAAGCCACGAGAAGGAACUCCUCCAACGAUGUACGACGAUGCUGCUUUCAUCGCCAAAGAAGUCCAAGUCUUGGUUGAUGAAGGCAAGGAUGUGAUUCUGAUCUGCCAUUCAUAUGGCGGGGCACCAACUUCGCAGAGCACGAAAGGUCUUUCAAAGGUUGAGAGACAAGUCGAGGGGAAAGAGGGCGGAAUUGUGAGGUUGGGGUAUAUGACUGCGGUGGUUCCGGCACUUGGUGCUUCGGCUCAGGAUGUGCUUGCUGAUUUGCCACCGGAGAAUCAGGCAAGUAUGAAAUUGGAUGAACAUGGAUGGCUCUACCACGACCCUAUCUCCGCAUCCGCGGCACUCACUUUCUCCCACCUUUCUCCCGAGGAAGGAGAAGCGUGGGUUCGCAAAUUCCCCCAGCAUUCAGCCGUGAGCUUUAGUAACGAGCUCACGCAUGCUGGAUACAAAGACAUCCCAGUGUCAUAUCUUUUCUGUGAGGAAGACCUUUGUGUCACACCGGACUUGCAACGGAAGGGUAUUGAGUCUAUGGAGGAAGCAAGUGGGAAGAAAGUGGAUAUCACUAGCAUCAAGAGUGAUCAUGCGCCUCCGAUGUCCCAUCCUGAGAUGGUUGUUGAGUGGAUUUUGGACGUUGCUGAGAAGGCAGAGAGGGGUCAGUAA